CGUGUGAUGUCAACACAGCUAGCUCUUCAUUCACAGGCUUGUCUACAGGUAGCGCAGGUCUUACAGUGAAAACAGCUGGAUCAUUAAGGGAUUUAAUUAAUUACACACAAGAUUGAAGGCGCACAAGAGUAGGCAAAAAUAUCAAGCACGACAAACAGUAGAUCAAACUACCACACGAUAACUGACCAAUGGCCAUCCGAAUUAAGUGCUGAAGUGAAAACAAAAUCGACUGUGGAUACAUUUUUGGAUUACGUCACACAGUUAAAAAUAGAAGGUUAAAAUUAUCUACCGGAAAUGAUAACAAAUUUGUAAACAUUGGCACUUGCAAGUGUCGGCCCAGAGAGCAAUGAAGGGGAUUUAUUUCAGAUUUUAAGAAUCCAUUUGAAAACGGUUCAAAGAAAGAAGAAUGAAAAUAGUUCUUGCAAAAAAUCAAUAAUCAAUGUCGUGUAAGCUAAACUUGAUAGUUUGCAGCUUAGCCAAAAUCUUUCGUCACACCCCAAUGUCAAGGCCGCGCCUCUAGCCCUCUAAAGAAAAUGUCCUGCCCAUCUUAUACAAGACACAGCCUGCUCUGUGGCCGUCUGCCCUCAAAGAGAGUCGCCGGGAUCGUCAUCUCUCUCAUCCUCCUGCUCCAGCUCCCCCCCGCCUCCCGGGCCUUCACCAUCCAGAAGAGUGUCUCCAUCAAGGAGGGGCUACAGCCGGGGGCCGUCGUCGCUAGGCUAGACACGGAGCCAUCUUUAAUCCAAAAGGUGGAAGCCAAUUUCGGGAGCCGUAACGCGGCUAAGCUGCAGUACAGCAUCUUAACAUCGGGAAAUCCCCAAAGUAAUUUUUUCGCCGUGAGCCGUGAGGCGGGGGAGGUGACCAUCCAGCGGGUCAUUGACCGCGAGAGUGUGUGCAGCUUCAGAGACGAGUGCCAGCUCAGCUUUGAGGUCGCCGUCCACUCGACCCUCAGCGACUUCUUCCAGCUGGUCAAGGUCACGGUCGUUGUCCUGGACGUGAACGACAACCCCCCAGAGUUCACGCAGUCGCUGCUGGAGGUCAGCAUCCCCGAGGAUGCUGGCGUCGGGUGGUCGUUCCAGCUGCCCACGGCGUUUGACCGGGACCGGGGUCCGGGUAAUGGGGUCAGCGAGUACCUGAUGCUGACGGGGACCUCCUUGUUUGGGGUCGAGUCUGUGGACUCUGGCUUCAACAAGACCAACGUCUACCUCAUGUUGUUGACAGCCCUGGAGAAAGACAGCCCCCCGACCUACGAGCUGCUGGUGGGUGCCAAGGAUGGGGGCAUUCCUUCUCUCACUGGCACUCUGACUGUCAACGUGCAGGUGUCAGACAUUAAUGACAACACACCUGUGUUUGAGACUGACAUGUACACUGUCAAAAUACCUGAGGACAAAAUACCUGGGCAGCUGGUUCAAAAGGUGAAGGCAACCGAUGCCGACUCAGGACCUAACGGCCAGGUGACCUACUACUUCUCCAACUUCCAACCGGCAGACAACCUGGACUAUUUCAAGAUAGACUCCAGGUCAGGGGAGAUAACUCUCAUGAAAUCUGUCGAGGCGAGGACAGGGGAGGAGAUCGAACUGGUCGUACAGGCCAGGGAUCAAGGUCACCCACCUCGGGUGACCUCAACUACAGUUCGAGUUCUAGUGGAGGACACUGUCAACAGCAUGCCUGAGGUCAUCAUCGACCCCCUGGGUGGGAUCAGUACCGAGGUGUCUGAGUACGCCGAGCUGGGUAAAGUCAUAGCCCACGUCAGCGUCAGGGAUCCUGACAGUGGGGACAACGGGAAGACUGACUGCCAUUUGAAUAUCCCAGAAUUUGAGCUGGAACCACUGACUCUACUGGGAAAAUUUAAGGUCGUGUUGAAGUCGUUGCUUGACCGUGAGGUGGUGGACACCUACAAUGUGGAGGUCACGUGUGCAGACAAGGGCAUCCCCUCCCUCACUGCCAGAAACUCUUUUACUGUCAAAGUCUUGGAUGAAAACGAUCAAACCCCAGAGUUCUCCAAAAGGACAUACAUGGCCACUGUUGUAGAAAACAACCCUAUUGGUGCUUCAAUUGCCCAGGUGAUUGUAACAGAUAAGGACAUUGGCCCUAAUGGUCAAGUGGACUUCCAUGUCGUUGGCGUCAAUGCCCAGCACUUUGACAUAGACAGUACUGGACUGAUGACCGCCAAGAAGUCGCUGAACAGGGAGGAAGCUGAGAGGAUCAUCAUCACCAUCAGAGCCAUAGACAGGGGGGUCCCAGCUCUCACGGCUUCGGCCACGGUGGAGCUGACCCUACAGGAUGUCAAUGACGAGGUGCCGGAGUUCGCUCAGGCUGUUUUUGUCAUGGAAGUCUUGGAGGGUCAGCCUGCUGGACAUUACGUUGGCAUCGUCUCGGCACAUGACAAGGACAGUAAGAAAAAUGGAGAAGUUUUCUAUCACCUUCCUGCCGGCUCUCAUCAGAAAGAAACCAGUUUUAUGGUAGAACCUAGUGGUGGGGUGGUAAAAACAAAUGUAGUUCUAGACCGAGAGAGGAAGGAGAGGUAUGAAUUUCUUGUCCUGGCAACUGACAGAGGAGUCCCACCCCUAACAGGGACAGCCACUAUUGUUGUCAACAUCAUUGACAUCAAUGACAACACUCCAUUUUUUGUUUACCCUACCAAAGGAAAUGAUUCUAUAUCCAUACCCCACACGUAUAAACCAAGACAUCCAAUUGUGACAUUUUUAGCUAGAGACAACGAUGCUGGGGUCAACGGUCAGAUCACAUAUUCCAUGGACGUCAACACAACCAGUGUGUUCUAUCUUGACCCCAUCACUGGCGUGCUGACACUGACAGCUGCUCUGGCGUCAAAAGAUGUUGGCAUGCAUGUCCUGACACUAAUCGCUACAGACCAGGCGCUGAUGAAGGAAAUGUCCAUGCAGCUGCCGUUCUACAUCGACGUUUUCUUCGACAACUCCACGGUGCUGGCUACGGCAGGGUCACCUGAACCUGCCAUGGGGGUUAUUGUUGUGGCUGUUGUUGCUGCGCUUGUGGUGGUGGUUGUCAUUGUGCUGCUCAUAUACAUCAUCCGCAGGAAGAAAGGCAGAAAGAACACAGGCAUGCCAAACUCUGCCUCCUCAUCAUCCACCACCAAACUGAGGGGAGGCUACUACGUGGCACCAGGCGUCAGAGAGUCGUCCUCGUCCUUCAUCACAAAAAGUGACUACGACCAAGCGUCCUGCAACACGGGCUUGUCCGAGGGGAUGAAAACAACAAACCCCUACGUCGUCAUGAUCCCCCCUCCAGCCCCUGCUGGACCCCCAGAGGUUGUCCAGAUAUCUCGCAAUGGCAACCAGCACGGGUUCAAUGACACUUUAAACCCAGACCUGGACCAGACAGAUGACGGACAGUUUUCAACAUUCAGGUCACAGGAAAAUAUUUUAUCACCCGGGUUCAAAUCCAGUUCUCUAAAGAGACAGUCUGACAACUCAUCUAUUGUGAAAAGAAAUGAUACCUUUGAGGAGCUCUCCUGUGAUGAAAGCACAAGUGACAGUGGUAGAGGAGGAAGUGACUUGGAGCUGAACAAAGAGAAAGCCCGAACACAAGCUGCCACCCCUGUGUCAAUGAAAAGUGGCAUCUCCCACCAGUUGUCUCCCUUACCACGAAAAAGUGAAAAAAUGUUCACCACUUUCCGAGGAGAAUCGCCGAGCUCUUUUAAAUUUGACUCGGACAGCGACACACUGACCCACAGCAAGCGGCCCCGGGCUGAGCCAGCUCUGGCCAGGGAGGAUUUCUCAGCAGACGCCAGCAACAGCAGCACACUCUCUAACACACUCUCCAACACACUCUCCAACACACCGGUCAGGAGUGAAUCUCUCACCAGGGGUCAGCUGCAGCCGCAGUACACAGCCGCAAUCCACAGCCCCAAUGUUGGCUCCAGCGGAUACAACAGCGGAGGGGAGGGAGGAUCAUCCAGACAGCCUCGUCGGAUACCCCUCCUGUCGUUGAUGUCGCCCCCUCUGACAUGCCACCAGUAUGAGAGUGAGACGGACCAGAGUGAUGCGGGCUCCAACUCCAACUCCCUGUCCAGGUCUAACCGCGUGCCCAGGCUCCCAUUCAACCUCGGCAUUGAUUUCUCCCAUCACGCGUACGGGAGCUCAAACAGGAACAGCAUCGGUCCAUUGACCAGCAACAGCAUCGGUCCAUUGACCAGCAACAGCAUCGGUCCAUUGACCAGCAACAGCAUCGGUCCAUUGACCAGUAACUCCACGCACCCACACGGUGGAUUACCAGCGGAAUACAGGAGUGGGUCGUCUAACCAUUACACAAACAACACCCCUAGUGCCAAUGGAUUACAUUACAACAGUACUUUCAACAACAACAACAACUACCCUAACAACCUUUCAAGCUUCGCUGUCCCUGACGCGCAUGUCACACGCAGGUAUGACCAUGCUGUCAGUGAGACUGACGACUCCCGCCCUGACCCCCGGGUCACCCGCAGGUAUGACAAUGUCAUCAGUGAGAUUGACGACUCGAGGCCAGUCAGUAUGGAGGAAGACUUCCUCUUACCUCCCUACCCAGAAGCCAAUGAGGAGGAGGAGGACUUAGCUCUCAAGCCGGGCUACACCGGCUUCACACCAGAGAGGAGCAGAGAGAGAGAGGCCUUAUUUAACCGCGCACGAUACGAGUCUAGUGCAUAAUAUUUGUACAGCCUGCAGCCAUACUGUAGAAAUUGUUUCAAAGAUUUUAUACGACUUAUGUUUUAAACUAUUCCGUUAAAUCGUUGAUUGGCAGUCUUAGCUCUUGGUGAACUAUGGAGUUGAAUGGAUUUUUUAAAGAGUUUUUAAACUAGUAGCCAUUAUUUUAAAGAUAUACAAUAUUAUUUUAAUGGAGUAUACAGUUCAGUAAGGGAGAUGACAAAACUUUAUUCCUAUUGUGUAUAAUAAAUAAAUUAUUGAUCAAAUUCAUUGAACCUAAGGUUUGUUCUAUAAGUGACAUCUGAUGAUUUUCAUUGAUUUUUAUCCUCUUCUUCCUCCACUCUCAUAAGUUCAGUCACAGCUAGCCAGACAACACCCCCACCCUAGAAAAAAUUUAUUUUGAAAGAUUUUUACAUUCUUCCCUCCCUUGA
Molecule: messenger RNA, 5086 nt
Organism: Physella acuta
Lineage: Eukaryota; Metazoa; Mollusca; Gastropoda; Physidae
Product: protocadherin-11 X-linked-like
Biological process (GO): homophilic cell-cell adhesion
Cellular component (GO): plasma membrane
Molecular function (GO): calcium ion binding
Source: RefSeq, a predicted model, not a curated record